AUGCGGCCUCAGUUAGCGGGCACCGAUCGCCCGCAAGCCUACGGGUCUAACUACGUCUACUGCAAAGGAUGUGGCAUUACAGGGCCCGACUGCCGAACCGCUUUGGUGUCUUUGGCGAUGAUUCUCGUUCCCUCGAUCGUUUUUAUGGCAUGGAGUUCGCCAUGGUAUGAGUGUCGCUACGGCGCGGGCGUCCCUGCGACGCAGGCGUGUCUCGUCGUCUUCACGCUCUACUUCUUCUGCAUCACCGCAUGCAGCGACCCGGGCAUUCUUCCGCGGCACCGGAGCCCGAUGAGCGCCUACGACCCGCUUACAGGAGCGUAUCGUGUGCGGCAGCCUCCUCGGCAUCAGGAUGUGGUUAUCAACGGCAACAGCAUCCGCCUCAAGUUCUGUACGACGUGCAACAUCUACCGGCCGCCGCGCAGCGUCCACUGCGCGGUCUGCGACAACUGCGUGGAGCGCUUUGACCAUCACUGCCCCUGGAUUGGCAACUGCAUCGGACUGAGGAACUACAGGUCGUUCAUUUGCUUCGUCAUCUGCUGCUCGCUGCUUUCCCUCUUCACCUUCGUCUGCAGCGCAGUCAAGCUCGCCUUGGUCAUCGUGGACUUCCGAUCCGACGGCAUCGGGGGCGACGACGUGUUUCACCGCAUCUGGUCUUACGCGGCGGACUCGAUUCUGCUUCUCGUGUACACUUUCAUCCUUUCUUGGUUUGUUUUUGCGCUUGUCGCGUAUCACGGCUACCUGAUCGCGACGAACCAAACGACAUACGAGCAGAUCAAGAGUUUUUUCUACGAAGGCAACCCGUGGAGCAGAGGCCUCUGGGGCAAUCUAUCGGACGUUUUCUGCCGGCCGGUGCGCGCGCGCUACUUCGAUCCCCAGAAGCCAAUUGUCUGCUUUCUCGAAGAGGAGGAUCUCGCGCGCAGCCCCAGUCCGCGCGAAGAGCGAGAGCCGAACGACGACUCCGCCGUCGACACACCGUCUCCACUGGCGCGCGAGGAAGCGGAUUUUCUGUCGCCGGCGACGGACUUGGAUCUGCCUCUGAGUCAGCGGCCCUUUGCGAAUCCGCACUCGGGACCGGGGACGGACGCGAGCCCCGUGGCCUGUGCAGACGGCGAGGCGUCGCCGGAGUCUCCGCAGCGUCUCUCGCCGCGGCCGCCGUCCCCAGUGAGUUUCGCGAUUCAUCCAGUCAAGCGCGCGGAGCGAAAGCCUCAGACAUUCUUCCCCGCCUCUUCGCCCUCGCGCCCAGGCAGCGCGAGCCGCGACGCCCCAGCUGGAGCUGCGAUUCCCGCAGCCUCAACGACCUCAGCAGUCUCAGCAGCCGCGCCAACUCGAGACAAAACUGACAGAGACGUCCGCCAGGAGCGCAGCGCCGCGGCGGACGGCGCACAGCAGCCGCGGGAGGCUGAGAGACACGAGGCAGAGGAGGGGAGGGCGCCGCGGUCGCCACCUCUCGACAGAGACAGGUCACCGCCCGCUGCGCGCCCGAAGACCCAGGCCUCGGGCCACGUGCCCCCCGCGACCCGGGCCGGCGCCGCCCCGCGCUCCACCACGUCUCGACGCUCGUCGCGCGCCGGCGCUCAGCUCGAGGCGGCUAGCGAGAGAGCUGCGGCGAGCGCAUCGGCGACUUCGCAAAGCUUGCAGUCUGCGGCGAACACGGGGGACAGCGAAGCCGCAGCGCCGCCUCGUCAGUGCGUGGUGACGACGGCCGUCGUUGGGCGCCCUGCGGACUUUCCGGAUGGCGCGCCGAGCGACGACGUCGCGUCCGGGUCGGCUGAGGGGUCCCCGCGCGCCACUUUCCACUCCCCUGCGUCGCUGUCUUUCUCUUCCUGCGGAUCCGGCGGAGAAGACUUCCCCCUUCCCCCACGCGAUACCCGGCCCCGAGACGCCGCCGACCCGACCGCCCACGGAGACCGGCCUCCUGAGGACCCUGCAGCCCGUACGCAGCCGCAGAGGGGCGAAGCGCCCUCAGGUGGCGACCUCGCUGCCUCGGCUGCAAGGGAAGCGCCCACCGCGACUCCUGUCGACGAGCGAGGUUCAUUCGGAGUCGAGAGGCCAACGCACGACGCGGCAGUCCGCGGCGUGUGUGCGCGGGGCGGGCCUAGCGCAGAGAGCGGGCUGGCGGCGCGAGGAGGCGGUGAGCGCGAUGUGGGGACUGGCGCCCAGGCAGGCGCCGAAGCGGGCGACGGGGGAGGCGACUACUUGGUUUACUUCAAGUCAGAGGUCUCCGCGGUUCACUACUCGAUUGACGCUUCCUCGGGGGCCACAGGCGGGGCGGCGCCCGCGCGCGAGCCCGAGGAGGCGAUGACCUUCUGCUCCUGGCCGCCGGAGCGCGUUCUCCCCUUCUCUUCGAGGGACGGCGCCAGCUGCCCGUGCCUGCCGCCGGCGGCGGCGCCGGCGCGGAGUCGGCAACUUCAGACCGCACACGCCUCGUCGUCGGGCGGCUGCAGUGCCUUCCGGAUCUUUUCGAGCUGCUUUUUCGCGGUGCCGGUGCCCUGGGGACGAAGUUGCCGCCCGACGACGCGGCGGCCGGGCCCCGCGACCCUCCCCCCGUCGCAGGCACGCGUCUCAGAAGGCAGAAGGGACGCCCCCCGCGACCGCGGCGGCGACGCGCCGGCGAGCGCUGGUCAGGCGCCCCUCGCGCGGCUGCAAGGUUCCGGACGCCGCGUGCUGCAGGCCUUCUCGCCCGGAAUGCGGCUGACCGGGGCGCCCGCAGUCGAGGGCGAUCGCUGGAGCAGCGAGAAGCGGGCGCAGGCGCAGGCGGGCGACUUCUUCCGCUCCGCGACUGGGCCGGCCUCCGCCUCUGGCGGCGGGGCGGGCGCCGCCGCCGCCUCCGAGCCCGCCUCGGGCUGGAAGGCCCGACCGUCUCCGUUCGAGCCGCCCGGGGCGCGAGGGUGUCCGACGCGGCGCGGAGAGCGUGGCGACGGCGACGAGAGCGACAGUGGCGCCGGGGGGAGGCCGCGCGACGCAUCUAAAAAAGAGCCAGAAGUCGACGCGAGCGACGCCCGCGCUGAGAGGAGGCGCAGCGACAAGCACCUCACCCACUGCGGUCCACAUCUGCGCCUGCCGCGCUCGCUGUCCCUCCGGAGGAGCGCGGAGCCGAGGUCGCCGGCGCAGGCCGGCAAGCGCGCGGCGCUGCGCGCCGCUUCCUCCGCCGACCUCUCUGCGGCGGCGCGCGCGACGCGCCUCGCCUCGGGCGUCCAGACGGCGGCGAACUCCGACUGCGGGAGCUCGCCGGAAGAGGGCGCGGAGGCGGGGCGGGGGCUGCUGCGGGCGCACGCGCCGUGUGCCGCCGCGAGACAGGGCUGUGGGUGCUGCGCGCCGGCACGAAGCCGCCGCGCAGACCCGCCGUGCGUGGGCGCUCUCGGCCAGGACGAGGAUCUUGACACCGGGAGUGGCUGCGCGGCGGGGGAGAGUUGUUGCCGCUCGGGCAGCGGGCCGCACGGGCGGGCGACGACGUCCUGCCUGGGGGGCAAGCGCAUGCGGGACCUCGUGCUGCGGUGCGGCUCGAUCGCCUGCGUGCUGCCCGACGAGGAAGAGGACGAGGACGGCGGGCCCGUCGCGCGGGGGCCUGCCACAUACAGCCGCGCGCUGCAGAGCGCCGAGAGCUUCGAGGCGACCGGCGCGGAGGUGCUCGGCCGCUGGAGCGACGGCGCGAUUGUCAUGGCAGAAAAACGCGAGUGGGAGGUGCUGGAUCGAUCCAGCAGCCGCAGCGGACAGCCGCCGGAGGGGGCGCAUGCAGCCCGCGGCCCAGAAAAACAUUCGCCCUAA
Besnoitia besnoiti is the source of this 3765-nucleotide messenger RNA. RefSeq names its product DHHC zinc finger domain-containing protein. The record is from RefSeq and is a predicted model, not a curated record. Gene Ontology annotation, molecular function: protein-cysteine S-palmitoyltransferase activity. Gene Ontology annotation, cellular component: Golgi apparatus; endoplasmic reticulum. Lineage: Eukaryota; Apicomplexa; Conoidasida; Eucoccidiorida; Sarcocystidae. The transcript is spliced from 14 exons. The coding region runs from base 1 to 3765 and encodes 1254 amino acids. Gene Ontology annotation, biological process: peptidyl-L-cysteine S-palmitoylation; protein targeting to membrane.